Molecule: messenger RNA, 1978 nt
Organism: Telopea speciosissima
Lineage: Eukaryota; Viridiplantae; Streptophyta; Magnoliopsida; Proteales; Proteaceae
Product: transcription factor E2FA-like
Exons: 14
Coding region: 301-1710 (469 amino acids)
Biological process (GO): regulation of transcription by RNA polymerase II
Cellular component (GO): RNA polymerase II transcription regulator complex
Molecular function (GO): protein dimerization activity; DNA-binding transcription factor activity, RNA polymerase II-specific; RNA polymerase II cis-regulatory region sequence-specific DNA binding
Source: RefSeq, a predicted model, not a curated record
AAAGUUCCGAACUAAAUUCCCUCCUGGGCUCCUUCCCUCGUUUUCUGCUCUCUCCGCUUUUUUCAACAUUGGUUUUUCUCUGUUUCCCUCGAGAACUCUCAGAUCCCAUUUCCCCUCUCUACUUCGCUCGAUUUCUGUCCUGAUUCACUUGAUUCUCUCAUCUGUUUCGAUCGUCGGAGACUUGCAGAGGCUUCAGCUUCGAGGGUCUCGAUCCAGAUCGCGUUGAAAACCAAAGACGGGAGGGUAUUUUUUUGAUCGCUGAACCAUCCGAAAAAUCGCGGGAAACCUGCUCAAAUUUUGAUGUCUGGCGCCCGAGGUCCCAAUCGUUCGGUGCAGCCGUCAGGGCAGAUCCUUCAGCAGCAGCAACAACAAUUGAGGCGUCACCUUCCUUUCUCGUCCACGAAGCCGCCGUUCGUACAUCCCGAUGAUUACCACCGGUUCUCGGAGAACCGCAACAAGGCUCCCGAUGAGGAAGCUGAAGCUAUCGUCGUCAAAUCUACUCCUUUGAAGCGGAAGAAUGAAACAGAAGACAUUGAAGCUGAGUCCAGUGAGUGGACUACCAGUCCUGGAUACACUGAAGUGGUUAACAGUCCCAUCCGCACACCUGUAUCAGGAAAAGGGGGCAAGAUAUAUAACAAAAAAGUCUCAAAGCAAAAUAGAGCUGGGCCUCAAACUCCAGCAUCGAAUGCUGGUUCCCCUAGCAAUACUCUCACCCCAGUUGGUACUUGUCGCUAUGACAGCUCUCUAGGUCUCUUGACAAAGAAGUUUAUCAAAUUGAUAAAACGCGCAGAAGAUGGCAUUCUUGAUCUGAACAAAGCAGCUGACAUUUUGGAGGUACAAAAGAGGAGGAUAUAUGACAUAACAAAUGUCUUGGAAGGAAUAGGGCUUAUAGAGAAGAAGUUAAAGAACAGAAUACGUUGGAAGGGACUUGAUGUCUCAAGACCGGGGGAGGUUGAUGAUGAUGUUUCUAUUUUACAGGCAGAAGUUGAAAAGCUUUCCAUGGAGGAGCGCGGAUUAGAUGAUCGAAUAAGAGAAAUGCAAGAAAGCUUGAGAGACCUCAGUGAGGAUGAAAACAAUCAAAAGUGGCUCUUUGUAACUGAAGAAGACAUCAAAGGCCUACCCUGCUUCCAGAAUGAGACCUUGAUCGCAAUUAAAGCUCCACAUGGAACUACUUUGGAAGUCCCUGAUCCUGAUGAGGCAGUUGAUUAUCCCCAAAGGAGAUAUAGAAUUGUACUUAGAAGCACAAUGGGUCCUAUUGAUGUUUACCUUGUCAGUCAAUUUGAAGAGAAGUUUGAGGAGUUGAACGGUGUCGAGGCAUCUCCAAGCGUUCCAAUUGCAUCAAGUUCAGGAUCCAAUGAGAAUACUGUAGCAGCAAUGGUCACUGAAGAGUGCAGAGGAAAAGAGAUAGGGAUGCAGGGACAAGAUGAUCAUAGGAUGUGUUCAGAUCUGAAUGCCUCACAGGACUUGAUGGGUGGUAUCAUGAAGAUUGUACCCUCAGAUGUUGAUAGUGAUGCAGAUUACUGGCUUCUAUCAGAUGCUGGAGUUAGCAUCACAGACAUGUGGAGGACGGAACCUGGUGUUGAAUGGGGUGAUGUGGAUGCACUUCAUGCCGAUGAGUUUAUAAUAGCUGAUGUCAGCACGCCAAGGCCACAAACUCCUCCGUCAGGUAUUGUAGAAGUGCCAUCUAAUGGUACAUCCAAUCAGAGGUGAUUGGGCUUUGGCUGAUGGACUUAACCAACCUCUGGUAUGCCUUCAGAGCCUCUCGUUCCCAUCCAUCUCUUAUAUUGUAUUAUUGAUUCAACGGUAGAGGUGGAAUUGAACAAUGUACAUGGGGUCACAACUGUAUGAUCCCAUGAGAAGAGUUACUGGAAGAUGCCCAGGAAGAAAGUAGGUGGACGGUAGCUAGUCCCAUGUACAGUAGCGGUAAUAUAUUUGAUACCCGCGAUUCAGUUAUAAAAUAAAAUCUUUAUUGUUGUAA